Messenger RNA from Aspergillus chevalieri, 1689 nucleotides. RefSeq names its product putative extracellular lipase. Bases 1 to 1689 code for a protein of 562 amino acids. The record is from RefSeq and is a predicted model, not a curated record. Lineage: Eukaryota; Fungi; Ascomycota; Eurotiomycetes; Eurotiales; Aspergillaceae. The transcript has a single exon.
AUGCAUCGUUUCCUUUCUAUUCUAAGCCUGCUGCCAUGCGUCCCGGCAACACUGGCUAUUCUGGGCGCGCCUACUGUUACUAUUUCGUCUCCCCAGGCUACGAUUGCGGGUCAGGCUGGGCUAAAGGUUGAGUCGUUUAAUGGGAUUCCGUUUGCGCAGCCACCAACUGGGUCUCUUCGAUUGAAGCCACCGCAGCCUAUUGAGAGUGUUCUGGGCGACAUCGAUGCGACUGGGAUUGCGCAGUCAUGUCCACAGUUCUUCUUUGCGACGAAUACCUCUGAAUUUCCUGGGUCUGUGGUCGGGGAGAUAGCGAACAUUCCUCUUUUCCAAAAAAUUACUGAUGCUGGGGAGGAUUGUCUCACGCUGAAUAUUCGUCGUCCAGCAGGAACGACGGCGGAGGAUAAACUACCCGUGCUGGUAUGGAUUUUCGGUGGAGGAUUCGAGCUGGGGUCUUCGACUAUGUAUGAUGGGGCGUCGCUCGUGCAGAACUCGAUUGAUCUGGAUAUGCCGAUUGUGUUCGUUGCGAUGAACUAUCGUGUUGGCGGGUUUGGGUUUAUGCCUGGUGCUGAGAUCCUUGCGGAUGGUGCGGCGAACCUGGGUCUGCUUGAUCAACGGCUUGCGCUGGAAUGGGUGGCUGAUAACAUCGCUGCGUUUGGAGGCGAUCCAGAUAAGGUGACAAUCUGGGGUGAAUCGGCGGGUUCGAUCUCCGUGUUUGACCAGAUGAUGUUGUACGACGGGGAUAUCGAGUACAAGGGGUCGCCGUUGUUCCGGGGUGCCAUUAUGAACUCCGGGAGUGUGGUACCUGCAGAUCCGGUGGACUGUGACAAGGGGCAGAAUAUAUACGAUACCGUCGUGGCGUACGCUGGGUGUGAUACAGCCGAGAAUACCCUGGAGUGUCUGCGUGGGUUGGAUUAUACGGACUUUCUCAACGCUGCAAACUCGGUACCUGGGAUUCUGAGCUAUCAUUCCGUGUCACUGUCGUAUCUGCCUCGUCCCGACGGUAAGGCUUUUACGCAGUCACCCGAUCUCGCUGUGAAGUCAGGGAAAUAUGCCUCGGUGCCGUUUAUCGUCGGCGACCAAGAAGACGAAGGCACACUAUUCGCCCUCUUCCAAUCCAACGUUACCACAACAGACGACUUGAUUGAAUAUUUUUCCAACCUCUUCUUCUUCCACACCUCGCGCGAUCAGCUACAAACACUAAUCGAUACCUACAAAGACACCGCUGAAAACGGCUCGCCCUUCCGCACCGGCAUCUUCAACAACUGGUACCCCCAGUUCAAACGUCUAGCUGCCAUCCUCGGAGAUCUAACCUUCACCCUCACCCGCCGCCUGUUCCUCAAAUACGCCAAAGAAGUCAAACCCGACGUCCCCGCAUGGUCCUACCUCGCCUCGUACGACCACGGCACCCCAAUCCUGGGUACGUUUCACGGCAGCGACCUCCUCCAGGUGUUUUACGGUAUAUUGCCAAAUUAUGCGUCCAGGUCGAUACACUCGUAUUACUUCAGCUUCGUGUACGAGCUCGACCCGAAUAAACGGCGCGGUGAGGAGUUUCCGGAGUGGCCGCAGUGGACAAACGAGGGGGUCGAGUUGAUGCAGUUUUUCAAGGAUAAAGGGGAGUUGUUGAAAGAUAAUUUUCGGAAUGAGACAUAUGAGUUCUUGAUGGAGAACACGCAGGCGUUUCGGAUUUGA